CCAGGGCAGCGCUGGGCAGAGACGAGUGGCACUCCCCGCGCGGCAAGGGCGCACAGCCUUGGCCGAGGGGAUUUCCAUCUCUGGGCCCCGGCUCAGAAACCUGGCACUUACAACACACGCGCGCUUGGAAAAACUAAAAAGGUCCGUGUUGCUUUUGGUCAAGGGUUCAUGCCUGGCCGUUAAGGCAGGAAGCCCCGCGAGGCGCGCGUGGGAACGGAAACUGCGCGAACCCGGUCGCCCUCGCCUCCAUCCUUCGCUUGCUGAAGUAUAGACUCUUUCACCGACUGAAAGAACAAGGAAGAACCCGGAAAAAAACACCACCACCCGCCGGCGCAGCGGAGGCCCGGCCGCCGCGGCCGCAGUGGUUCCGAGCUCCUCCACCCGGAGAGACCCCGCCGUCUUCCGGCCCCGCGCGUGGAAGCCGAGGCCAGCGCCUGCCGCCACGCCACCUGCAGCCGCUCCGGCCCCGCGCGGCGGCCGUUCGGGCCUCUCCCGCCGCCGGGCCCCUCCGCCCACUCCGCCGUGACGAAUCGGCGCCCGGCCUGGAGCGUGCCCACAUUCGUGGGGUUUUGUAGAACGUGUGGGGUCUGAAAAAAAUCCCUGACCGGACGGAGCAUCACCGCAUCCUCACCUGGAGCUUUAUUUUUUCAAAAAGAGUCGGGGGAAGGGCUGGAAAGCAAUUAAGAAGAGUGUGGAAAGUGCGAGUGCGGACGCUCCGGACGCGAGGGGCGGGGCGUGCGCGGGACAAAGGGAAACGAGGCCGGAGCUGCGGGCGCUUUUUCUGCCCGCGGUGUCUCAGAUUCAUUCUUAAGGAACUGAGAACUUAAUCUUCCAAAAUGUCAAAAAGACCAUCUUAUGCCCCACCUCCCACCCCAGCUCCUGCAACACAAAUGCCCAGCACACCAGGGUUUGUGGGAUACAAUCCAUACAGUCAUCUCGCCUACAACAACUACAGGCUGGGAGGGAACCCGGGCACCAACAGCCGGGUCACGGCAUCCUCUGGUAUUACGAUUCCAAAACCCCCAAAGCCACCAGAUAAGCCUCUGAUGCCCUACAUGAGGUACAGCAGAAAGGUCUGGGACCAAGUUAAAGCUUCCAACCCUGACCUAAAGUUGUGGGAGAUUGGCAAGAUUAUUGGUGGCAUGUGGCGAGAUCUCACUGAUGAAGAAAAACAAGAAUAUUUAAAUGAAUACGAAGCAGAAAAGAUAGAGUACAAUGAAUCUAUGAAGGCCUAUCAUAAUUCCCCCGCAUACCUUGCUUACAUAAAUGCAAAAAGUCGUGCAGAAGCUGCUUUAGAGGAAGAAAGUCGACAGAGACAGUCUCGCAUGGAGAAAGGAGAGCCGUACAUGAGCAUCCAGCCUGCUGAAGAUCCAGACGAUUAUGAUGAUGGCUUUUCAAUGAAGCAUACAGCCACCGCCCGUUUCCAGAGAAACCACCGCCUCAUCAGUGAAAUCCUCAGUGAGAGUGUGGUGCCGGAUGUUCGGUCAGUUGUCACAACAGCUAGAAUGCAGGUCCUCAAACGACAGGUCCAGUCCUUAAUGGUUCAUCAGCGAAAGCUAGAAGCUGAACUUCUUCAAAUAGAGGAGCGACACCAGGAAAAGAAGAGGAAAUUCCUGGAAAGCACAGAUUCAUUUAACAAUGAACUUAAAAGGUUGUGCGGUUUAAAAGUAGAAGUGGAUAUGGAAAAAAUUGCUGCUGAAAUUGCACAGGCAGAGGAGCAGGCUCGAAAAAGGCAGGAGGAAAGAGAGAAAGAGGCAGCAGAACAAGCUGAACGCAGUCAGAGCAGCAUGGUUGCUGAGGAGGAGCAAGCUGCGAGUAAGACCGAAGAGAAGAAGGACGAUGAGAGCAUCCCGACGGAGACAGAGGAGACACACCUUGAAGAAGCAACGGAAAGCCAACAGAAUGGUGAAGAAGGCACAUCUACUCCUGAGGACAAGGAGAGUGGGCAGGAGGGGGUGGACAGUAUGGCUGAGGAAGGGACCAGUGAUAGUAACACUGGCUCGGAGAGCAACAGCGCCACGGUGGAGGAGCCGCCAACAGACCCCGCCCCAGAAGACGAGAAGAAAGAAUAAAUGUUGCCUUGUUUUAUGUGUUCUAAAUACUUUUUUAAAUGAAAAAAAAAAAAAAAAUGUUUUUUGAGUUUUAA
This is a messenger RNA of Mustela lutreola (European mink), 2146 nucleotides long. It is a transcript of the gene SMARCE1, whose product is annotated as SWI/SNF related, matrix associated, actin dependent regulator of chromatin, subfamily e, member 1. The transcript has 11 exons. Lineage: Eukaryota; Metazoa; Chordata; Mammalia; Carnivora; Mustelidae. The record is from RefSeq and is a predicted model, not a curated record. Gene Ontology annotation, molecular function: nucleosomal DNA binding; nuclear receptor binding. Gene Ontology annotation, biological process: negative regulation of DNA-templated transcription. The coding region runs from base 837 to 2072 and encodes 411 amino acids. Gene Ontology annotation, cellular component: SWI/SNF complex.